Messenger RNA from Petromyzon marinus (sea lamprey), 8628 nucleotides. RefSeq names its product phagophore assembly factor 1 (gene PHAF1). Gene Ontology annotation, biological process: Golgi to plasma membrane protein transport. NCBI's taxonomy places the organism in Eukaryota, Metazoa, Chordata, Hyperoartia, Petromyzontiformes, Petromyzontidae. The record is from RefSeq and is a predicted model, not a curated record. Gene Ontology annotation, cellular component: dendrite; synaptic vesicle membrane; trans-Golgi network.
CGCGAUGACGUCACCGCCGCGAGGGAAGUGACGUCACCCACAAUACCGGAAGUGAGCGUGUUGACAAGGAGCUUGCAAUGGCCGGGCCGAGACGUUGACGCCGACUCCGCCGCCGCUGCCACUCGCGACCGAGACUCCUGGAGAAGCUGGGACACCCCGAGACCCCGAGAGAGAGAGACGCCGCGAGCCCAGGGCCAAUGUUAGAGUUGGAGGUGGUGCCCGAGCGCUCCGUGGGGAACGAGAGAUGGGAGUUCACGUUGGGAAUGCCAUUUGCCCAGGCCGUGGCCAUCCUCCAGAAGCAGUGCCACCUCAUCAAGAACGUGCAGGUCUGGUACAGUGACCAGAGUCCUGUGAGCAGUGACCUGGUGCUGACCCUCACUCAGGAUGGGAUCAAGCUGCUGUUUGACCCAUACAGUCAACGACUGAAGAUAAUUGAAGUUUACAAUUUAAGCAAGGUGAAGCUUAAAUACUGUGGAGUGCACUUUAAUUCCCCGACCAUCCCUCCGACCAUCGAGCAAAUUGACCAGUCGUUUGGAGCGACACACCCUGGCGUGUACAACUCGGCCGAGCAGCUGUUCCACCUCAACUUCCGCGGCCUCUCCUUCUCCUUCCAGCUCGACACGGGCUACGAGGCGCCAAAGUUUGCGCCUCACUACGCGCAUGGCCUCGCGUCCUUGCAGAUCCCCAAUGGGGCCACGGUGGAGAAGAUGUACAUUUACACAGGGAACUCGCUACAGGACACCAGGGCCCCCCUAAUGCCGCUCAGCUGCUUCGGUGGAAACGUGUACGCGGAGAGUGUGGAUGUGCUCAGGGACAGCUCAGGGCCCACAGGUCUACGCUUCAAACUGCAGACUACAGGAUGCGGCCCGGUCAUGCGAGCCGAGACCAAGCUGCAGGCGUUCGACCGCUGCGUGCGCUUCGGCGAUCAUUGCCAGGAAGUGUCCUCCGCCCUGGGCUGCCCCCACAAGGUCUUCUACAAAUCGGAGGACAAGAUGAAAAUUCAUUCGGCGUCUCCACACAAGCAGGUGCCCUCCAAGUGCAACGACUACUUCUACAAUUACUUCACUCUGGGAGUGGACAUUCUAUUCGACGCGGCAUCUCAUCAGGUGAAGAAAUUUGUGCUGCACACAAACUACCCGGGACACUACAACUUCAAUAUAUACCACCGAUGCGACUUCCGGAUUCCCAUCUCUUCUCGAUUCGACUCGAGCGACCUGCAGAAGGAGCCGUUCGUCAUCACCGCUUACACCAAGUGGGACUCGGUGCAGGAGGUGCUCCCCCAUCCCAUGGAGCAUCCCGUGGUGCUCAACAGGUCGUCGUCUGCUAACAACACGAACCCAUUUGGCUCCACCUUCUGCUAUGGCUUCCAAAGGAUGAUAUUUGAGGUGAUGGCGAACGGACACAUUGCGUCGGUGACGCUCUACUGGCCCCGGGCGGUGGGCGGCGUCCGUCACAACGACGCAUGAGCCCACAGACUGACGCCGGCAGCAACAGCAGCUCCGCUCCCGAUCCGAUUCGCACUACGAGCCACCCUGGGUUUUUGUUUCACAAGGGGGAAACCCCCGUGUCAAGAGUCAUGUCAGGUUCGGGUUUAAAAAUACCCCACAAAUGCUGGCGACGCAUGCGAGCAGCGCGCAGGCGUGUCUGCGGGAGGGGGUUUUUUUUUGCCGUCAGUUUCAGGUGGUGUCUGUGUCGGGAGGCCGAGGUCUGUGCCGGGAAGCACUGAAGCCAGCGCCGACGCAAGGUCUACAUUUCAGGCUUCCCCCACCUACAGGAAGUUUCACCGGACUCUCCGGCAUGGAGAGGGCGCUGUAGAGUCUCGGCCAAGCAAGCAGCGAAUGAACAAUAAGAAACUAUUAAUUCGGAUUUGUACCUCCUUGUUUGGCUUUUUCCCAGAUCCCUGAGGGUCUAUUUUAGCGGACGCAGGCACCGGUUAAACCCGGUCACUUUUGACUGCACAGCGCUCACCCAGCACGGUCUAGAGAAUGGCUUAAGGGUUACUGGAGGAAGAUCCCUCGCCUCAUUUUCGGGGUUGUUCCCAAACGUUUGCACGUGGCUCUGUGUGUGUGUGUGGACAGAGAUCCAGAACAGGUUCACAAAGCCCAGAUUGUAAAAAAAUAAUAAUAAUAAUAAAAAAAAGCCUUGAGCAGAACCAAAACGUGGUUCUUCUGGAGCUGGGGGAAUGUGUUGGCUGACAGUCCCCGGUGAAGUGAGCCACGCAUUUUACCACUGCGAAUUCCCCUAUGGUUCCCCAUUCCCAGCCUCCACUUUAAAACUAAAAACCCGCCCAGGCUGGACGGAGCAUCAGUCGUCCGCAGGUUGUCGCUGGUUGAGCAGACGACGCAGCUACCCGGCGCACGCCACCGGAUUACCCUCGUAGAGACUCGUGGUGCCGUCCCCCUGCAUUCGUUUUAACGGCCAAAUCAAAUUCCACUUGACGAUGCUGAAUGAGCCAAGCCCCUGGAGGAGGUUCGUUUUUUUUUCCUUCCCGAUUCCUUUUGUGGGGGAAAAUCAUUGGAGUUUGUGGAGUGAGGAGUGGGGGGAGAAGGGGCCCGUUCAUUCCCUGCACUAAAGUGGAAUUUGGUUUCCGGCCGAAAUCGCACAACUGCAAGUGGCGUGUGUUCCCCAAUCCAUUCCCCCCCCCCCCACCCGACGACACGACUCUCCGCUGGCCAAAAAAACCGAAGCAUCCUCUGCGCACUCUCCGUCUUGCCAAGUCCGUCAAUGAAAAUCAACUCUUGGACCGCCGAACAUUUCACCGGGGAGUGAUGGCAGCUCGUCACGAGCGAGGAGUUCGGCAGACAGUCCCCUGCCGGGGCACGGUCCUUCCCCCUCCUCCUCCUCCUCCUCCCCCGACCAGCACGCAAAUGGAAUCUCUAAACGAGCCCGCACAACUGGUCCGUGAUCCGCGCAGUCAAGUGUUGUCGUAACCUAGGGCCCUACCUCCUCAAGCGUCCACGACAGUGGGCGGCUCGGGCGGCUCGGGCGGCUCACGUCGAUGGCAGGUGUCGUCCGGGAGCACUGAGCCAGCGUCGCUCGUGCCCAGGGCUCAUACCCUGGGCUCCCAUUCGCAAACCAGCUUUGCGAGCGGCGUGCACUGCACAAGACACCCUCCAUUUUUCUUUUUGCACUUAAUUUGGUCUUGCCCACCCGUGGGGGGCAGGGGGCGGCGGGGGGGGGACGUAGCUCGUGACAGACAGGCGCAGAGUAGUGACCACUUGUGUCCCACCGCGCAGCUAAAGAGCACAGCUUAGAGCACAGCUUAGAGCAGGGGGGGGGGGGUCGGCAAACCUGCAGCUCCAGAGCCGCACGUGGCUCUUUACGGACUGCUCCGCGAUGUAACGCAUGUCUGUAUGUCUUCACAAUGUGUUGUGGCCCGUGAAAUAUCGAGGUUUUUUUUACCGAAUUUGAAAAGAAAUUACUCUUUGUUAUUUUGGUUGCCGGACCCCCUGGUUUUAGAGGUGGUGGUUUAAGAGUCGUUCCGGGAACGUUGUUGCGCCAAGGGCCUACGGACGCGUCUCUUGGGGUCUCGUGUCCUUCGGGAGUUUCCGUGCCGUAAAAAAAAAAAAACCGCUUUGCCCUCUUGCGCGCGUCCAGAUGCUCUGCCCGCGGUUUGGACGCGGCCGGCAAGGUAACGCAAUAACGUGCGCGCACUCAUUAAUCGUUUCUUGACCCUGCGAAGAGAAGAUGAGAGAGAGAGAGAAACGAUGCUUUAACAUCCCUGUCAACCCCCUACGGUUUACCCCGCAUUCUUCUACAGGGAACUUGAGUUUUCAGGUCCAUACGGCGUACAGCCGUUUCAAUGCGGGCAAAGAAAAACAUUUCUAUUUGUGUUUCUCCCUUGUGAUGGGACUUUGUAGGAUGAACGUUGAGAUUUAUAAGGGGCACGGGGUGACCAAUGAGGUCUGAAUUGGUCUGUAAUAAGGUAGGGCACUGAUAAGGGGUUGACAGGCAUGUAUUACUAAGUUGCUUUUAUCAUUGGGCGUUUGCAGUUUGAACCAUCGGCGGUCAUGGCUGAUGCCUUGGACGUCUCGCUCACGAUGAUGCCGCUGACCAGCUCUCGUUUGCGCGUUUGUCCUUCGAGCCCGUCUCUCUCCCCCCGUUGCGCCCAACCCAUUCCGAUGUUUUAUACAAUUUCAACUGUUGUCAUUUUCAAGAAUACGUAUUUUUUUUUAACUGGAAAAGGAGCAGUGGGUCACAAACGUUACAAUAACAAGAAAGGGUCUGCCAAGGAGCAAAGUGAGUGGUAAAUAGCACUGUGCCUGCCUGAUGUUAUAGGGGAGGUACAGCAAGUAGGUAUGUAAUAAGCAGGUAUCAAUGAAACCCUACAGUAGUUCGGUUGAAUGGUCUUAACUCGGGGCACGAUUCAAGAAUUUAAUAUUGUUUUUUUUGUAUUGUCACGUAGGUAUUACGUCUCAUUCUGUACAGUUUUUGUGUUGCUCCAUUGGCCCUGACCUUUACAGCAUAUCACUGCUUUUAAUUUGCAUACAUUCUAAACGAUCAGCUCUCGCACGCGUGGCACGGUGAGCGUUAAGGAUGGAUCGCGAUCGACGAAGCCGUUGCUGAGGUUACACCCGCCUAGCUUUUGCACGAGUCCACCACAACCACCACUCGUGCGCAGAAAUACUCUGAACGCGGAGAGAGGGGCAGAGGGGAGGCUGCAGUUAAACAUGAGAUGCGGGAUAUUGCCGUUAAAAGUCCCCCGGGGAAUUCGGUGAGGACCCCCUCCCGGUUAACGACGUCCGAUGUAUUCCUCGAGUUAACGCUGAACUACGCGCACACGCGCACACGCACGCCUCCAAGCGAACGCACGCACACGGAUGAACCGUACGGCCGUCGUGGGUUUUUUUUACCAACCCCCCCCCCCCCCCCCGUAUAGCCAAAGUCCACUAACGCCGUUACGUGGAACGGCGACCACCGACGGAUUACGUUUUUGACGCUUUUGGGGGGGGGGGGUGGUUUUGCAUGGCCGGUGCCGCGAGGGGACGAAUGCCACUGGGGGGUGGGGGGGGGGACGAGCUUAGGGAGUGGACGGGUCAGCGAUGUAAGGCGCUUCUGAGUUGCUGAGGGUGGCGCCAUCAUGCUGUUCUUCCAUUCGGGAACACUUUUCGCACAACGCGAAAAUGUGCGUCCCCUGCCCCCCCCGUUAUAACGCGAGACAAGCGCCCCGUCAUCACGCGGUUUCUGCGCGGUCGACGCCGAAUGACUUUCUUGAGCCGCGCGGCCGAGUGCUACGGAACGCAGAAUGAAACGGCAACGCAGUGGCGGCGUGUACCCUCCGUUGUUUGUCCCGCCACCUCGCCGCGCGGUGGGGCAUAGUCGUCGUAGCAUCGUAUCGCACCAAACUUUAUCGUCGCAUUAUUUAUGGGGGAAAUUGUUUUCGCUUGGCGUGGCACAUUUCAGGAACGCAUCUACUACUGCCGCGUUAAACGAGGACUUGAUGUACAUACAAACCCUCGCUUGCUACUGCUGCUGCUGCUGGGGUACACUGACGAUGAAAGGGCGCCGCUAAUUAGAAAAUAAUUACCACAGGUAGCACUAACGAGGUUUGUCAAACGGCUGCCAUGUGCUUCAAGUCACCAGGGCAGCUCAGAGCAAAUCUCUUGCCAGGUUACAAUCGGAGCUGAAUUUUAAGCGCCCCCUCCCCUCCCCCCGCUGUCGUUGUUUUGAAUCCCAAGUGUUGGCCCCAUAGGUCCUAGCUGCGCGUCCAUAAAUACUUCACUCUCCAGCUUUCCAUCACGGUGCACAGUUCUGGCGGUUUUUCUUCUUCACCGUCCUCUUAGCGUACGCCUCCGUUGGUUGUUCUUGAUGUUCACGGGUUCACGCGAUGGUCUUCUCUCUCAAGCGCCGUGGUUCACAAAGCUGACCUUCGUAACUACCGCAUCGAUCACCCAAGUGUCACAACGUGUCGUAUGCACACAGUACGCUGAAACCUAGGAGUACCACUAGAGUUCAUUUUAACGGGUCAGCUUUCACGUUUGAAAUGACGCAGUGCAAUAUUGAUCGUCGAGUCAACUGCCGUGCCUCUCGACCAGCGUUCUUCACUAAUUUUCACAGGGAGGGGCGGCGGCGGUGGCGGCGGCUUUCGCCGAUAAUAAAACAUCAGUGUGAGGGCCGCCACACAUUUGAAACCAUUGGAUUUGUGACGGCACGAGGGAGUGUUUUCACAUUUGCUUAUUGCCGGGGGCCUGCAAAUCAGGGGCCGCACUAAAGGGCCAUCCAGGAGCCCACGGUGGCCUUGCAGUAAAGAACACUGCGCUAGACCGGUCACUGGGUUGCAUGGCACGUGACAUUCCACCUGCCCUUCAGCAUCUGUGCAGGUUUGGUCCACCGGAGGUCGUGUCAACCCAAGAUCCCGCGUUCGACCUAGGGUCCGGGUGGCCUCACCCGUGGGCGGUUGGGUUGGUCGCUUGUGCGGUGAUACGCGUGUAGUCGAGGUCGGUCAGAGUUUGCGUGUUGCGCACGCGAGACAUUUUCACGAGUUGGUGCCUGCGAUGGGGGUAGUAGUUGCGGCAAGUAGGUUUUUGGCUGGCUGUUUUGUUUGCGAUAGCCGAGUUUGAGUGGUACUCUCCGGUGGGGGGGGGGGGGGGGCGGAUUUUUUUUUGCUUUGUUUCGUGCGAAGAAUAAAUCAAAAAGGACUUGGUUCUUGACAUUUACCAGCAGGGCCCUCUGCAAAGAGGCGUGAAGACUCAGCCGAGGCUUUGCUCGGUCGAGCUUUAUUCGUAAUAGUAUUCUUAUUAGUAAGUGUUAGUGCGAUGUUUUAAGUGAAUUUCAGUUGAAAUAUACUGACUGCGAAACCCAUCCCGAUUUUGCGCUUGGGCACGUAGGUCUCUGUAACCGCCAGGGGGGGACGCUGGGUUAUCGUGCGGCUUCAUGCCCCAGUGUCCUGGUGGCAUCUGCCAACGUCCCGUCACUCGCCGCCACUGGCGCUCCUGUUGCUUUGCUGUCAUUCGGGUCUCCUUCACUGGGCCAUGUCGGCCGUCCGCGUGGCCCAUGCCUCGGCGUGUUUAGUCGCCAGGCUCAAGAAAGUCCGCCUUCGCGUGAAUGUGCCUCGAAAUGCCCACAACGUCGGCGCAUGGGUUGUGGCUACGCACGGCGCGAAAUGCAGUUCAACGUAAGACGCGUGCGUGCGUGCGUACACGUGCGUAGGCUCGGCAGAGACGGGAUCCAUUCUAGUCGCGGUUAAACUCGCAAGAAGGACCUGGUUUCAAUUCCUCACUCGGGGUGUGGGGUAUGGGGGAGGCGCCUUUCUCCGUUCUGAAUGGGGUUCAUCCGAGUCCUCUGGUUUCCUUUCGUAGCUAAGAACAACAAAAGUCUAAUGUAAAUGGUAUCGGCCAAUCAAAUUACUCAAUUGGUGAUCGCACAGAGGCGCACAACAACGUCACCCCUCCCGCAAACAUUUGGCAGGACCCUCUUGCAAAAGAGUCCUGAGCCUCUCGUGGGUAAACACGUUUAAUCGGAUAAUCAUUCUUGAUUUGAAGCUUUCGUGACUGCAGGAAUCCAUAGUUUGGUUCGUUCGGUAAACUCCACGUCGGUAUAAAAUUUAAAUGAAUCGCGACGUUUCGGGCGCAACACAAGCGUCCGUCAUCAGGUGGGAAAGCAUAGUCUGCUGCUAAGGCAGACUUUUAAAAAAAGGAUAAUUCUCGCGAGAGUGUCUGUCCAAGGUGAGGGUUUGGUGAGGGUUUGUUUUGUUCGGCGCCACGUCAAAAGCUUCCAUUUAAGCUUCAUCAUUCAAAGCCGAUUCUUGUGUUAGCGGAACCUUGAGCAGAACUUUUCUCGUGACAUUGCACACUCUCGCCGGUGGCUCCCUCGCACCUGAGUUUGACCCCCCCCCCAUAUGUGAAAUGGUCACACAUUAGUGGGGUUUUGACCACGUUCACUGGGUGACUGCAUGCCAGGGUUUUUUUUUUCAUAAGGUCUUAGUGUAAAUUCAACACGGUUUAAGACUUUUCUUUUUUCUUUCUCUCGUCAGCGUUACAAAGCACAAAAUUUUCCACGAGACUUUGCUUCCAAUAUUGGUCGAGGGCAUUUCCCGUGUAUUGUUACAGGGCCCUCGUGGCGACGUGCCCAUGUACAAUAUUGGCCGCCCCCCCCCCCCCCCCCCGCAAACCGCGGGAUUUGUAAUGUGUCAGCUUCUUACGUCGCAAGUGUCUAGAGUGCAUUUUAAUUUGUUUCCGCUUUUCACUGAAGUAUGACGAUUGUGACAGUGUUGUCGAAGCUGUGGUUGUCAUGCCUUAGAGCAGAGCCUGUGGUUUAAUAAAAGACUUGAGUGACCAGGCACCAGUAGCGGUUUGAUCCGUGCCAUUUACACUUUUAUGAACAUGAGAAGCGUCGUGGAUGUAUCCAUCGAGGUGUUAAUUGUACAUGCGUACGCCUGUUUUCCUGUGGAAAGACCGGUUCCCGUCAUGAGAAAUGUGGAAUUUCCACCACUUGCUCACACCCAUCGUCAAGUUGAGAUGAGCAGCCCGUGUUGUUUUGCGUGCAUCGGAGCAGAGUGCUGGCUCCCAGGAACUUUGGUCUCGUCGCGUUCGAGAAUGGGCAUGGAUUCACCUCGCGCGAUUCCGUGAAUUUUGUCACGAUUCAAGGUCACAGUGUGAUUCAAAAUAAUCAUCUUUUUUUUAAAAUCUC